GAGCCAUGUUUGAUCAGGACUGCGGGAAGGUCAGCUCCAUCCUGGGGACCCUUGUAAGGACAUGAGUUGUUGAGCAGAGGCCAGGAUGAAGCUGCUGCCAGGAGUGGGUGUGUUCGGGACUGGCAGCUCAGCCCGGGUCCUAGUCCCGCUUCUGAGGGCAGAGGGCUUCACCGUGGAGGCCCUGUGGGGAAAGACUGAGGAAGAGGCAAAGCAGCUGGCCGAGGAGAUGAACAUUGCCUUCUAUACCAGCCGGACGGAUGAUGUUUUGCUGCAUCAAGACGUAGACCUGGUUUGCAUCAAUAUCCCACCUCCGCUCACCCGGCAGAUAUCCGUGAAGGCUCUAGGAAUUGGGAAGAACGUGGUGUGCGAGAAGGCAGCGACAUCCGUGGACGCCUUCCGGAUGGUGACUGCAUCUCGCUACUACCCACAGCUGAUGAGCCUGGUGGGGAAUGUGCUGCGCUUCCUGCCUGCUUUCGUGCGCAUGAAACAGCUGAUUGCGGAGCAUUACGUGGGGGCCGUGAUGAUCUGUGACGCCCGCGUCUACUCCGGGAGCCUGCUCAGCCCCAGCUAUGGCUGGGUAUGUGAUGAGCUUAUGGGUGGCGGGGGCCUGCACACCAUGGGUACCUAUAUCGUGGACCUGUUGACUCACUUGACUGGCCAGAAAGCCGAGAAGGUGCAUGGUCUCCUCAAGACCUUUGUGAGGCAGAAUGCCACCAUCCGUGGCAUCCGGCAUGUCACCAGUGAUGACUUCUGUUUUUUCCAGAUGCUCAUGGGUGGGGGGGUGUGCAGCACAGUGACACUCAACUUCAACAUGCCAGGUGCCUUUGUGCAUGAGGUCAUGAUAGUGGGCUCGGCAGGGCGCCUUGUUGCGCGGGGAGCCGACCUCUAUGGGCAGAAGAACUCUGCGGCACAGGAGGAGCUGCUUGUGAGAGAUUCGCUGGCUGUGGGCGCAGGGCUCCCUGAGCUGGGUCCCCAGGAUGUCCCAUUGCUUUACUUGAAAGGUAUGGUCUAUAUGGUUCAGGCCUUGCGUCAGUCCUUCCAGGGGCAGGGGGAUCGCCGUACCUGGGACCGCACCCCUGUCUCUAUGGCUGCCUCAUUUGAGGACGGACUGUAUAUGCAGAGCGUGGUAGAUGCCAUUAAAAGGUCCAGCCGAUCUGGGGAGUGGGAAACUGUGGAGAUGCUGACGGAGGAGCCGGAUGCCAACCAGAACCUAAGUGAAACACUUCAGCGGAACAACCUGUGAACCAGCACAUGAGCUCCCUCCCAUGGGGCGGAGGGGUCAGGGAGGGCACUGAGAACUGAUUGGCUAUAGCAGAGACACGGUGUCUUUUGUUUAAUAAAUCAGCUUGGGCCAGGGUUAGGAGCCAACUGAAGGUGGCCAAGGAAAAAGCCCGUCAGUCCGUCAUUGACUCCUCAGACUUGCAAGGCAGCAAACGUUCCUGCCGUCAUAGCUUAGGCUAGCAGUGUGCGCAGGACAGGGCUGUAGCCUGGCCCCUUGCGGUUCUGCCAGCGAGCAGGACCAGUGAAGGUCAAUCUGUGGGCUCUUCCGGCUGAGUUGUGGUCUCACAGGAUGAGAAAGCCCAAUAAGGAACUAGCUUGGUUGAGUCCUAAGGGGAGAUGGCAAGAAGUCUGUCUUGGACCAGGGCAUCUCAGGACUGGAGAGGGUGACAGGUCAUCCCUUAGGGAUCUUCCCCCACCCUUCCAUGUGAUCAGACCCUUUCAGCCCCCUUGCAAGCCCUUCCAGGAGAAAAGGAGUUUCUGUGUUAUGCAUAACUUUAGGGAGGAGGGGCCCUGACUUGGCAGAGAGGAGACAAAGGGGAACUGUAGAACAUCUGAGAAAUGUCAGUAAAUAAGUCGGAAAAAAAGUGA
This is a messenger RNA of Grammomys surdaster, 1869 nucleotides long. It is a transcript of the gene Gfod2, whose product is annotated as glucose-fructose oxidoreductase domain containing 2. The transcript has 2 exons. NCBI's taxonomy places the organism in Eukaryota, Metazoa, Chordata, Mammalia, Rodentia, Muridae. Gene Ontology annotation, molecular function: nucleotide binding. The record is from RefSeq and is a predicted model, not a curated record. Bases 86 to 1243 code for a protein of 385 amino acids. Gene Ontology annotation, cellular component: extracellular matrix. Gene Ontology annotation, biological process: extracellular matrix organization.